AUGCAGUGCCUGAGCUGCCCCCUGCACCCCACAGCGCCCGGGGGGGCCCUGGGCCAGGCGCCCGAUGCCCCCCAGGGCUGCGCCCAGGGCAGCUGCUACCCGGCCACGGGCGAUCUGCUGGUGGGGCGCGCGCAGCGCCUGAGUGCCACGUCCACGUGCGGCCUGCGGCGGCCCCAGCCCUACUGCAUCGUCAGCCACCUGCAGGACGAGAAGAAGUGCUUCGUGUGCGACUCGCGGCGCCCCUACGACGCCCGCAGCAACGCCGGCAGCCACCGCAUCGAGAACGUGGUGACCACCUUCGCCCCGCGGCCCAAGAAGGCCUGGUGGCAGUCGGAGAACGGCGUGGAGCACGUCAGCAUCCAGCUGGACCUGGAGGCCGAGUUCCACUUCACCCACCUCAUCAUGACCUUCAAGACCUUCCGUCCCGCGGCCAUGCUGGUGGAGCGCUCGGCCGACUUCGGGCGCACGUGGCGCGU
Molecule: messenger RNA, 476 nt
Organism: Nothoprocta perdicaria
Lineage: Eukaryota; Metazoa; Chordata; Aves; Tinamiformes; Tinamidae
Product: laminin subunit beta-1 variant-like
Exons: 4
Biological process (GO): basement membrane assembly; substrate adhesion-dependent cell spreading; cell migration
Cellular component (GO): laminin trimer
Molecular function (GO): integrin binding; extracellular matrix structural constituent
Source: RefSeq, a predicted model, not a curated record